UCAAACCAUCCGGUAAAAUGGCGCCUUUGCUUUGUCUCCACUGAAAAAAAAGGAGGUUUGCUUCAAUAUUCUAACAUUUUUCUAAAAUACAAAUUACUGAGAAUUAUCUGUUUUACAUCUCCGGGACGACGUGCCAAGAACUACACGUGUCUCAGUCAUUCAAGAAAUGACAAAAGAGUACAGUAGGUUAAAUGAGUAGAACCUCAGCUGAAUCUACAGACCAAAUGAUGGAGCGGGAAGUAGGUCAACUUCCCAUUACAGACCAGAUGGAGGAGGAGGAGGAGGAUGAUGAGGAGGAGGAGCCUGGGAGCUCAGCAGAGACUGAGAGACCCUCCUCUUCUCACACCAAGAGGAAGCCUGCUGUUACAGCCAAGCACACCGGAGGGAAUGAGUCUGACACCUCGGACGAGAGUGGACAGGAAGAUGGCGCCUCUGACAACCCCUCAGAUGGCGUGUUGGUGGUACGGCCUGGGACUGACAACAAGGAGAGCAGAGGAGCCAUGAAGCUGGACCUCUCAAGGAAAAAGACAGAUACCACUUUGCAGGAGAGGAUAGACUGCACCGCCUGUGGACAGCAGGUCAACCACUUCCAGCGCCACUCAGUGUUUGAACACCCGAUGCUCCAUGUGCUCCUCUGCAAGUCGUGUUAUAAGUAUUACACCAGCGAUGACAUCAAUAAAGACGAGGACGGCAUGGACGAACAGUGCAGGUGGUGUGCUGAAGGUGGCAACCUGAUCUGCUGUGACUACUGCCACAACGCCUUCUGUAAGAAGUGUAUCCUGCGUAACCUGGGGCGCAAGGAGCUGUCCAUGAUCACCGACGAGGACAGUAAAUGGUCCUGCUAUAUCUGCAGCCCUCAGCCUCUCUCAGACAUCGCCUCCAACUGCGCCAACAUCUUGACCAAGCUGGAGAGCUUCUGGCGCACGGGAUGCAAGAAAGAGAGGAAGGAGGUGAAAGGGCACAGUAAGGGUAAAGGUCACCACCACCAUGGUAAAGCUGUGGUGAACGGUAAGGAACAUUCAGACGGGUCAGGGACCCUCACCUUCUCCUUUAAGACCCUGAAGGUCCCCAAGGAGCUGGUGAAGAGGACCAAGAAGCUGAUUGAGACGACCACAGGGCUCAACAACACCUUCAUCCAUUUCAUCCAGCAGGCUGAGGAGGAGCAGAGAGCAGGAGGAGGUGGCAGCGGGACCAGACACCUCAAGGCCUUCAGGUCUGUUCUGGCUGAUCUGAAGAAGGCCCAUGCUGCCCUAGAGGAGGACUUGGAGUCACAGUUCACUUCCCAGGACCAGGGGAUGCAGAACGGGGAUGCUGUUUCCAACACCCAUGAUGGCCACGAUCAGAUUGACAACAUGGUUGAGGAUGGACAGGAGGCAGAAGAGGAUAAAAUGGCCGACACUGAGGAUGGGGAGGAGCUAGAGGAGGAUGGAGGCUUGUCAGAGGACGCAGAGAUGGAGGGGAGCCCCGCCCCCGCACCUCAGGACAUCUCGGACACAGAGACAGACAGCCAGGCCAAAGACCAGACAGCAGUGGAGGAGGAGGAGGAUGAAGAAGAAGAAGAAGAGGAGGAGGAUGGAGAGGAGGAGGAGGGUGACCGGGAUAAAGACAUUGUGUCCGUCGGGCUGGCCGUCCCUGACGAGCUCUUCCAAAUGGUAGAGAGUCUGGCGGACUCCGCAGGGUUAACGCCCGGCAACAACGCCAUGGAAACCACCGCUGCUAGCCAAUCCGAGAGCUCAAACAGGAAGUCACUUGAAACCCAUAAGGAGAAAGCCAUGCCCAAGGUGAAGAACCUGAUCGUGAAGCUGACGCCCGUUCCAGUGGUUACCACACGCACCUCCAGGUCUAUGAGCAAGGAUGGAGGGAAGGAGAAGGAGAGGAGUAAGGAUGGAGGGAAGGAGAGGAGUAAGGAUGGAGGGAAGGAGAGGAGUAAGGAUGGAGGGAAGGAGAGGAGUAAGGAUGGAGGGAAGGAGAGGAGUAAGGAUGGAGGGAAGGAGAGGAGUAAGGAUGGAGGGAAGGAGAGGAGUAAGGAUGGAGGGAAGGAGAGGAGUAAGGAUGGAGGGAAGGUGAGGAGUAAGGAUGGAGGGAAGGAGAAGGAGAGGAGUAAGGAGAAGGAGAGGAGUAAGGAGAAGGAGAGGAGUAAGGAUGGAGGGAAGGAGAGGAGUAAGGAUGGAGGGAAGGAGAGGGGUAAGGAUGGAGGGAAGGAUGGAGGGAAGGAGAAGGGUAAGGAUGGAGGGAAGGAGAAGGAUGGAGGGAAGGAGAGGAGUAAGGAUGGAGGCAAGGAGAAGAGUAAGGAGGAGGUGGAGGAAGGUGGGGGCUCUGAGGAGAAGAGUGUGGAGGAAGGUGGAGGCUCUGAGGAGGACAGCCACCGCUCCAGCCGCACAAAGACCACACCCCUCAGGAAGUCACCGGACGGGAAGAACAAGAUGGCCGAAUCCUCUCCGGAGAACAGUGACUCAGAGGGCAAGAGUCCCAGCAGGCUGAAGAGUAGAGCCAAAGGCAGCUCGGAGAAGGAACGUGAGGAGGAGGUGCAGCAGAGCAAUGCCUCAUCCAAGGUGACCGCUGACCCUUCUAAACAAGAAGUGGACUCUGACUCUGACGAGGUUCUGGACAUCCUGCUCCAGACUGCAGCGGCAGAACACAUCUCGGACGAGGAUCCGCAGCAGGACGCCGAUGGUAACCAGGGCAACAGGAGCUUCAAAAGGUGCCUGUUCAAACUCAGCAAGAAAGAUGGAGAGGAGGAGGAGAAUGACAAGGUGAAGACUGACAAGAAGCUGGCGGCCAAACGCAAACUGAAAGCCGACGAUUCAGACAACUCAGAGUCGGACUCAGACGAAGACUCGAAGAAGAAGAAGAAAAAGAAGUCCCCCUCAGCUUCUGCCAAAAAGACAUCCAAGAAGAAGGGCUCGGACGGCUCCUCCGACUCGGACCUGGAGAAGAAGGGACUCAGCAAACUGGCGACGGGGAAACGGAGGAGCAGCCGUGUGAAGAAGGAAAGAGAGGAGAAGGAGAACAAGGGCGGAGAUCGGAGGCGGUCGUACGAACUGAAACGCAAAGCCAGAAGUAGAGGAGCCAAGCAGCAAGAUUCAUCGUCUGAUGACGAGGAGGAGGAGGGAGGAGGGUCUGGAGAGGAGAGUGGAGACCAGCAGAAGAUUAAACCCAUCGUGGAGGAGACGGUGGUAGCAGGGAGGGGAACCUUCCACCAGUCCUCAGGAGAUGAAGGUAACCAUGACGCUUCUCAGAUGGCCAAUGAGGAGGACGAUGAUGAUGAUCCAGAGAACAGAAUUGCCAAGAAGAUGCUGCUGGCCCAGAUCAAGGCUAACUACUCUUCAGGAGCAGAGGAGAGCUCUGACGAGGACGGAGAAGAGAAGCAACAGAAGAAGGGGAAGGGAGGAGAGGAGCAGGAGGAGGACAACGAUGAUGAUGAUGAAUGGUGCUCUGGCUCUGAUGUGGACGUGAAGACGAGGUUGGGGCGUCGCCACCGGCUGCUCCGCCACAAACUGACGCUGUACGAAGUGGAGUCGGGAGAGGAGAAGGAGAAACCAGCCAGCAAGGGGAAGAAGAAGGAGACCAAGAGGACCAGACGGAAAGUGGGUAGUGAUGACUCAGCAGACUCAGACUUUAAGGAGUCAGCUAGCAGCAGUGAGUCAGGAGUUAGUGAGGAGAUCAGUGAGAAGGAAUCGUCGUCAGAGGAGGAGUCGGAGUCUGAGAAGGAAGGCAGUAGCCAAAAGAGGACCACGCGCUCCUCCAAGAAUAAGAAGAAGAAGAAGAAGGAGGAGAGGAGCUACGCCCAGAAGAAGAAACGACGUCGCAUCAAGGCCCAGGAUUCUUCAUCCGACGACAAGAGCGGGUCAGGAGAGGACGGCUCGGGGAAGGAGGAUGGAGACACUCCUAAAGGACAGAGGAAGAAGAUCAGAAAAAUCCUCAAGGACGACAAGCUGAGGACGGAGACGAGGGAUGCCCUGAAGGAGGAGGAGGAGAGGAGGAGACGCAUCGCUGAGAGGGAACAGCUCAGGGAGAAACUCAGAGAGACUCUACAUGUCCCUCCCGAUCAGGUACUCGUGGUGGAGGAGGCGUCCGCCGUGGCUUGUCCAAUCACAACCAAGCUGGUGCUGGAUGAAGACGAGGAGACCAAGGAGCCCAUGGUGCAGGUUCACCGCAAUCUGGUCACUAAGCUCAAACCACACCAGGUCGACGGGGUCCAGUUCAUGUGGGACUGCUGUUGUGAGUCGGUGAAGAAAACCAACAAGAACUCUGGUUCUGGAUGUAUCCUGGCUCACUGUAUGGGCCUGGGAAAAACACUGCAGGUGGUAACCCUACUCCACACACUACUGCUGUGUGAAAAGUUAGACUUCUCCACGGCUCUGAUCGUCUGUCCCCUCAACACCGUUCUCAACUGGCUCAACGAGUUUGAGAAGUGGCAGUACGGCUUCAAGGACGAGGAGAGUUUAGAGGUGACGGAGCUGGCCACGGUGAAGCGUCCUCAGGAGAGAGCGUCUGCUCUGCAGCAGUGGCAGGAGGAUGGAGGAAUCAUGAUCAUUGGCUAUGAGAUGUACCGUAACCUCACACAGGGUAGAAAUACCAAGAGCAAGAAACUCAAAGAGACCUUCCAGAAGACCCUGGUUGACCCAGGCCCAGACUUUGUGAUCUGUGAUGAGGGCCACAUCUUGAAGAACGAGGCGUCGGCCAUCUCUAAAGCCAUGAACUCCAUCAAGACCCGACGGAGAGUGGUGCUCACCGGCACUCCGCUGCAGAACAACCUCAUAGAGUACCACUGCAUGGUGAACUUCAUCAAGGAGAACCUGCUGGGGUCAGUGAAGGAGUUCAGGAACCGCUUCGUCAACCCCAUCCAGAACGGGCAGGCAGCGGACUCCACGGACCAGGAUGUACGGAUUAUGAAGAAGAGGGCUCACAUCCUCUACGAGAUGCUCAAUGGAUGUGUUCAGAGAAGAGACUACUCUGCCCUGACCAAGUUCCUGCCUCCUAAACAUGAGUAUGUGGUGUCCGUCAGAGUCACGCCCAUCCAGUGUACUCUAUACCGACACUACCUGGAGCACUUAACAGGUACGGGGAACGUGGUGGAGGGGGGUCGAGGCCGAGCCGGGACCAAACUCUUCCAGGACUUCCAGAUGCUCAGCAGAAUCUGGACCCAUCCCUGGUGCCUGCAGCUGGACUACAUCAGCAAGGAAAACAAGGGGUACUUUGACGAGGACAGCAUGGAGGAGUUCAUCGCCUCGGAGACCGAGGAAUCUUCUUUAAGCAUGACCUCUGAGGACGAGAAACAGAAAAAGAAGAAGAAGCGGGGGAAGGCCAGGAAGAAGGACAGUGACUCAGACAGUGACGCUCUCGAGGUGAUUAAGGAGUGGAACACCAGCUCCCGAGGGGGAGACCCCUCCAGCCGCAACCGGGCGGAGCCACAGGAGGAAGUGCGUCCGGCCUCCAGCCCUGGCACCAGGAGUCCUGACUGGCACAAGGAGUUUGUUACGGAGGCUGACUCUGAGAUCCUGGAGCAUUCUGGGAAAAUGGUGCUGCUGUUUGAGAUCCUCCGCAUGGCCGAGGAGGUGGAGGACAAAAUUCUGGUGUUCAGUCAGUCUCUCAUCUCUCUGGACCUGAUUGAAGACUUCCUGGAGCUGUCUGGCCGAGCCAAAGAGGAGGAGAAACCCUCUCCCUACAAAGGUGAGGGGAAGUGGUUCCGGAACAUAGACUACUACCGCUUGGACGGCUCCACCAACGCCCUGAACCGGAAGAAGUGGGCAGAGGAGUUCAAUGACUCCAGCAAUGUCCGAGGUCGAUUGUUCCUGAUCUCGACCAGGGCUGGUUCUCUGGGCAUCAACCUGAUAGGAGCUAACAGGGUCAUCAUCUUCGACGCGUCCUGGAACCCGUCGUACGACAUCCAGAGUAUCUUCAGGCUCUACCGCUUCGGACAGCUCAAGACCUGCUACGUCUACCGAUUCCUGGCUCAGGGUACUAUGGAAGAGAAGAUCUAUGACCGCCAGGUGGCUAAACAGUCUCUGUCCUUCCGAGUGGUGGAUCAACAGCAGAUAGAGAGACAUUUCACCAUGAAUGAGCUGACGGAGCUCUACGCCUUUGAACCUGACCUUCUGGAUGAUCCCACUGGCAAGAAGAGCAAGAGGACCACGCCUAUGCUGCCAAAGGACCCCUUUCUAGCUGAGCUGCUCCACAGCAAUAAGGAGCAGAUUGUGGGCUAUCAUGAACAUGACUCCCUGCUGGAUCACAAGGAAGAGGAGGCUCUCAGCGAGGAGGACCGCAAAGCAGCCUGGGCCGAGUACGAGGCGGAGAAGAAGGGUCUGUCUCUGCGUGUGAACCAUGGAGCGUACGGAGGACAGAUGGACAUGGGAGGAGCUAACAGCUACUUCCCCUUCAACAUUGCCGCACUGGCCUCUAUGUCCAACCCUCAGCUGGAGGAGUUGAUCAACCAGGGCCGUCAGAAGGUGAUGGAGGCCACCAACGCUCUCAAGUUCCUCCCCAGAGAAUCUCUAGAGGACACCAUCGGGAGAGUGUGGAAGGAGAACCCAGCCCUGACGGAGUCCCAGGUCCAGGCCAUGGCUCUGGGGAGACAGGCCAGUGUAGAGAUGGAGCUCAAACGAAGAGAAGCUGUCUACAGAGACGUCCUCAAUAACCAACAGACUCUAAUGAUGUACGUUCAGAAGGUGAUCACCAACAGGAAGGUGAGAGAGCAGCAGAUCGCCAUGGCCAACCAGGCCCAGCUGAUGAGCCAGAUGAACGGCAUGCUGGGAGCUGGAGGGAUGAGCCAGAUGGAACUCUUGGGGUUGUACCAACAGCUGGGGGCGCUACAGGGUCAUCCCACCCACCCUUCCAUGGGCGGCAAGAACCCCGGCCCCUCCAAGGGCAACCUGUAAGGGGAGGGGGACCCAGGGCGUGCCCUACAUAGUGCACUAUCCACUAUCCAUAUUGACUGAGUGCGCAACGUUAGACCAAUGUAGCGAAUAUGGUUCCAUUUGUGACCCAGACUGCCCCCUCGAUGUCUCAGUAGGCUGCUCCCUAAUGCUGCUCUGUCUCCUAUGUAAGUGCACUAGAUGGAGCCCGGAGGGUUUUGGUUAGAAGUAGUGCACUAUGUAGGGGAUAGAGGUGUGUGAUCUGGGAACGAUGCCGCUGCCUUUACAACCCUUCUUCACUGGGGAGGUGAGAGACGACACAGAGAGAAGGGUCUCGGAACCCCUCACCGCUCCCCUCCAGCUCUCCUGAAGCAGGGAAUGACUUGUAUAGGGACUAUAUGAAGGGGUUUUAGCAAUUUCAUUUGAGAUUCUGUAUAUACCGCCUAAAUGUUAUUCAAGUUCUCUUCUAUAGUUCACAUGUAUUUAAAGGAGAAAUGUUAAGCAUUGCGUUAUUCUUUCCCCUUAAAAGGAGGGUUUGUUUUAAUGAAUAGAUGUUUCUGUAAGUUGUGUUUUUAUACAGUUUUAAUGAAUGCCUGUCUAUCUAAAGAACCCCCAUAGUGGGACCAUCUAGAACCCUCCCUCCACACGCAGGCUAGCGGACGGACACGCAGGCUAGCGGACGCAGGCUAGCGGACGCAGGCUAGCGGACGCAGGCUAGCGGACGGACACGCAGGCUAGCGGACGCAGGCUAGCGGACGGACACGCAGGCUAGCGGACGCAGGCUAGCGGAGGGACACGCAGGCUAGCGGACGCAGGCUAGCGGACACAGGCUAGCGGACGGACACGCAGGCUAGCGGACGCAGGCUAGCGGACGGACACGCAGGCUAGCGGACGCAGGCUAGCGGACGGACACGCAGGCUAGCGGACGCAGGCUAGCGGACGGACACGCAGGCUAGCGGAGGGACACGCAGGCUAGCGGAGGGACACGCAGGCUAGCGGACGGACACGCAGGCUAGCGGGCGGACCCCCAUAGUGGGACCAUAGUGCUGACUAAUUGGUGACAGGACUAUUUUAGGAUAGCUACAAGAUGCGAUCCAUCUAGAACCCUCCCUCCACACGCAGGCUAGCGGACGGACACGCAGGCUAGCGGUGAUGGUGUCCUCAAACUAUUUUGGGAGAUUUUGAUGCAUAGCCAUGACAAGAAAAGACUAUAACAUUCAAAUAAACUCUCUCUCUUUGUAAAGCUCAUGCUCUUGUUGUCAAGUUGUUGCCUAGCGUAGCUCCAUAUCCCAGGGUGCUGUUCAUCCUUCUCUUUCUGUUCCACUUGCUGCAUCCUAAUCCAACCCUGGUAGAGGACUGGGUCGACAGGAGGUUGUCUGACCUGGUCGACUGUGUAGAGGAGGAGGGGGAGGUCAAAGGUCAUGUCCAGCUCUUUUAUUUCAUUAUGGGUGAACCCAGCGGGAAUCAAAUUCACCGUCUUGACGUUGCAGGCGGAUCAACUGAGCCACAAAGGACUGAAGUUUCACACCGUCUAGCUUUUAAAUCAGGACCCGAUCCUUCCAAAACAUUCCUCUAAUUGAGAUUCCAGUGGGCCAUUCCUUAUCCAGACCUGGGUUAGCUGGUUAGCAGCACCAGACCUGGGUUAGCUGGUUAGCAGCACCAGACCUGGGUUAGCUGGUUAGCAGCACCAGACCUGGGUUAGCUGGUUAGCAGCACCAGACCUGGGUUAGCUGGCUAGCAGCACCAGACCUGGGUUAGCUGGCUAGCAGCACCAGACCUGGGUUAGCUGGCUAGCAGCACCAGACCUGGGUUAGCUGGUUAGCAGCACCAGACCUGGGUUAGCUGGCUAGCAGCACCAGUCCUGGGUUAGCUGGCUAGCAGCACCAGACCUGGGUUAGCUGGUUAGCAGCACCAGACCUGGGUUAGCUGGCUAGCAGCACCAGACCUGGGUUAGCUGGCUAGCAGCACCAGUCCUGGGUUAGCUGGCUAGCAGCACCAGUCCUGGGAUAGCUGGCUAGCAGCACCAGUCCUGGGUUAGCUGGCUAGCAGCACCAGACCGGGGUUAGCUGGCUAGCAGCACCAGUCCUGGGUUAGCUGGCUAGCAGCACCAGACCUGGGUUAGCUGGUUAGCUCAGGACUAUCGUCUCCACCCAGGCUACCUGUUCUCUACUAUAGUCUCCAUCCAGGCUACCUGUUUUCUACUAUAGUCUCCACCCAGGCUACCUGUUCUCUAUUAUACUCUCCACCCAGGCUACCUGUUCUCUACUAUAGUCUCCACCCAGGCUACCUGUUCUCUACUAUAGUCUCCAUCCAGGCUACCUGUUCUCUACUAUAGUCUCCACCCAGGCUACCUGUUCUCUAUUAUACUCUCCACCCAGGCUACCUGUUCUCUACUAUAGUCUCCACCCAGGCUACCUGUUCUCUACUAUAGUCUCCACCCAGGCUACCUGUUCUCUACUAUAGUCUCCACCCAGGCUACCUGUUCUCUACUAUAGUCUCCACCCAGGCUACCUGUUCUCUACUAUAGUCUCCACCCAGGCUACCUGUUCUCUAUUAUACUCUCCACCCAGGCUACCUGUUCUCCACUAUAGUCUCCACCCAGGCUACCUGUUCUCCACUAUAGUCUCCACCCAGGCUACCUGUUCUCUACUAUAGUCUCCACCCAGGCUACCUGUUCUCCACUAUAGUCUCCACCCAGGCUACCUGUUCUCCACUAUAGUCUCCACCCAGGCCACCUGUUCUCCACUAUAGUCUCCACCCAGGCCACCUGUUCUCUACUAUAGUCUCCACCCAGGCUACCUGUUCUCUACUAUAGUCUCCACCCAGGCUACCUGUUCUCUACUAUAGUCUCCACCCAGGCCACCUGUUCUCUACUAUAGUCUCCACCCAGACUACCUGUUCUCUACUAUAGUCUCCACCCAGGCUACCUGUUCUCUACUAUAGUCUCCACCCAGGCUACCUGUUCUCUACUAUAGUCUCCACCCAGGCUACCUGUUCUCUACUAUAGUCUCCACCCAGGCUACCUGUUCUCUACUAUAGUCUCCACCCAGGCUACCUGUUCUCUACUAGUCUCCACCCAGGCUACCUGUUCUCUACUAUAGUCUCCACCCAGGCUACCUGUUCUCUACUAUAGUCUCCACCCAGGCUACCUGUUCUCUACUAAGGCACAUGUUUAUUUUCCUAAAUAAAAGUCAGUGUUGUCGGAGGAGGAAGUGAUGUCUGUCUGACCUGAUCAACUGGAGACUGAGUUCCUCCGUUUGCACAGUAAGGUGUAAUUCAGAAAUGUAGCCUGUCGCCCUCCCACUCUACUCUACCAAGAAUGUUCUUCUCAUGUUCAGCAAAUUCACCAACUUGUUUUUGUUGCCAUUCAUUGAUUAAUCUGACUGGCUACUAUCUUGAAAAGUAUUUAAAAUAACAUUUAAUAAAGUGACCAAAAGGGUGACCACC
Messenger RNA from Oncorhynchus nerka (sockeye salmon), 10301 nucleotides. Its product is annotated as transcriptional regulator ATRX-like. Gene Ontology annotation, cellular component: nucleus. The record is from RefSeq and is a predicted model, not a curated record. Bases 192 to 6878 code for a protein of 2228 amino acids. The transcript is spliced from 33 exons. NCBI's taxonomy places the organism in Eukaryota, Metazoa, Chordata, Actinopteri, Salmoniformes, Salmonidae. Gene Ontology annotation, molecular function: ATP-dependent chromatin remodeler activity; ATP binding; ATP hydrolysis activity.